Myotis lucifugus (little brown bat) is the source of this 2797-nucleotide messenger RNA. RefSeq names its product ERCC excision repair 2, TFIIH core complex helicase subunit (gene ERCC2). Gene Ontology annotation, biological process: nucleotide-excision repair; positive regulation of mitotic recombination; transcription by RNA polymerase II. Gene Ontology annotation, cellular component: nucleus. The record is from RefSeq and is a predicted model, not a curated record. Lineage: Eukaryota; Metazoa; Chordata; Mammalia; Chiroptera; Vespertilionidae. Gene Ontology annotation, molecular function: damaged DNA binding; hydrolase activity, acting on acid anhydrides, in phosphorus-containing anhydrides; DNA helicase activity.
UGGAGCGGCGCCUCGAGGACGCCCCACGGAUCCUGCCUCAUUGAAUAUUCAUGAGGGAGGCGGGUUGACGCCGCUUCCAGCCGCGACCGGCGCCAUGAAGCUCAACGUGGACGGGCUGCUGGUCUACUUCCCGUACGACUACAUCUACCCGGAGCAGUUCUCCUACAUGCUGGAGCUCAAGCGCACGCUCGACGCCAAGGGUCAUGGAGUUCUGGAGAUGCCCUCAGGAACUGGGAAGACAGUGUCCCUGUUGGCCCUGAUCAUGGCAUAUCAGCGGGCGUAUCCGCUGGAGGUGACUAAACUCAUCUAUUGCUCCAGGACAGUGCCUGAGAUUGAGAAGGUGAUUGAGGAGCUUCGGAAGUUGCUCAACUUCUAUGAGAAGCAGGAGGGUGAGAAGCUGCCGUUCUUGGGGCUGGCGCUGAGCUCUCGGAAGAACCUGUGCAUCCAUCCUGAGGUAACACCCCUGCGCUUUGGGAAGGAUGUCGAUGGGAAAUGCCACAGCCUCACAGCCUCCUACGUGCGGGCGCAGUACCAGCGGGACCCCAGCCUGCCCCACUGCCGCUUUUACGAGGAAUUUGACAUUCAUGGGCGCCAGGUGCCCCUCCCCGCUGGCAUCUACAACCUGGAUGACCUGAAGGCCGUGGGGCGGCGCCAGGGCUGGUGCCCAUACUUCCUUGCCCGGUACUCGCGCCUGGCCGUGCCCGCCGGCCCCUGCCUCUCCCGAGCCCCCGUUCUCUGCCUGACCCGCCUCCAGGGACACCAGCCCUGUCCCGAUGUCCCCUCAGGUGUCACCCGCUCUUCCUACACCCCGUCUCCCUGCAGGAUCAAGGAGACGGAUGAGCAGCGCCUGCGUGAGGAGUACCGCCGCCUCGUGGAGGGGCUGCGGGAGGCCAGUGUCGCCCGGGAAACGGACGCCCACCUGGCCAACCCCGUGCUGCCCGACGAGGUGCUGCAGGAGGCGGUGCCGGGCUCCAUCCGCACGGCCGAGCACUUCCUGGGCUUCCUGCGGCGGCUGCUGGAAUACGUCAAGUGGCGGCUGCGCGUGCAGCAUGUGGUGCAGGAGAGCCCCCCCGCCUUCCUGAGUGGCCUGGCCCAGCGCGUGUGCAUCCAGCGCAAACCCCUCAGGUUCUGUGCUGAACGCCUCCGCUCCCUCCUGCACACCUUGGAGAUCGCGGACCUCGCGGACUUCUCCCCGCUCACGCUCCUGGCUAACUUUGCCACCCUAGUCAGCACCUACGCAAAGGGUUUCACCAUCAUCAUCGAGCCCUUUGACGACAGGACCCCAACCAUUGCCAACCCCAUCCUGCACUUCAGCUGCAUGGACGCCUCGCUGGCCAUCAAACCCGUCUUCGAGCGCUUCCAGUCUGUCAUCAUCACAUCUGGGACGCUGUCCCCACUGGACAUCUACCCCAAGAUCCUGGACUUCCACCCUGUCACCAUGGCAACCUUCACCAUGACACUGGCCCGAGUCUGCCUGUGCCCCAUGGUACGUGGGAGAGGGGUGGGUGACUUUCCUCCCUCUGCUCCCUCCGCUGAUCAGGCAGGAGAGCUGUACAGCUCAGGGCACAGAUCCUGGGUUCAGACAGACCGGGGCAGUCCCUGUGGGCCUGCUCUCCCAGUCUCCGCUUUCUCAUCUGUAAAUAGGAAUGCCUCCUUCGUGAUCUCCAAGGCGGUGGAGGGGAGAGUGAGCUCUGGGUGUUCUGUUUUUCCCACAUGGAAAUCCGGCUGCCCCAGCUCCUCCCCUCUGAGGGUUCCAGGUGACCAUCUGUGGGGGGAUGUUUCUCAGCCCUCUGUCCUGUCCCCUUGUCUCUGUGUCUGUCCUGGCCACAGGUCUCUAUUACAAUGUCUGUCACAUGUGAAAUCGUGUCUCCACAGUCAGUGGCUGGGCGGGGAGGGUCCCGACUGGCUGUCUUGGGCCACAUGCCUGCCCCACUUGUCCAAAAGUUGGGUGUGGGGACGGUUCCCUGCCAGGAUCACAGGUUUCCUGAAAGGAGGCCGCGGUGCCACCGCCCUCCCUGCUGGGUCUCCGCGGGGGAGAGAAGUGGUCUGUAGCCCGGGAAGCCCGGGCAGAGCCGAGCUUAGCAGGGACGCCCGAGAGCGUGACCCUCCUGCCGGCCGCACUGACCCGCGUGUCCUUCAGGGCAUCCUCGAGAACAUCCAGAGGAACAAGCUGCUCUUCAUUGAGACCCAAGACGGGGCUGAGACCAGUGUGGCCCUGGAGAAGUACCAGGAGGCCUGCGAGAACGGCCGUGGGGCCAUCCUGCUCUCAGUGGCUCGAGGCAAAGUGUCCGAGGGAAUCGACUUUGUGCACCACUUCGGGCGGGCCGUCAUCAUGUUUGGCGUCCCCUACGUCUACACGCAGAGCCGCAUCCUCAAGGCGCGGCUGGAGUACCUGCGGGACCAGUUCCAGAUCCGAGAGAACGACUUCCUCACCUUCGACGCCAUGCGCCACGCGGCCCAGUGUGUGGGUCGGGCCAUCAGGGGCAAGACCGACUACGGCCUCAUGGUCUUCGCUGACAAGCGGUUUGCCCGGGCGGACAAGCGGGGGAAGCUGCCUCGCUGGAUCCAGGAGCACCUCACGGACGCCAACCUCAACCUGACCGUGGACGAGGGGGUCCAGGUGGCCAAGUACUUCCUGAGGCAGAUGGCACAGCCGUUCCACAGGGAGGAUCAGCUGGGCCUGUCCCUGCUUAGCCUGGAGCAGCUGGAGUCGGAGGAGACGCUGCGGAGGAUCGAGCAGAUUGCACAGCAGCUGUAGCGCGAGGUGGGGCAGGGCCAUAAAAGGAGUUCCUGCGAA